AUGGCUCCAGAUCAAAAAGUCCGGAGCGCGAUCCGAAUGACGGGUACAGCUGGUCCGCUCGCUGCGAUGUGGAAAGGAAAAGGGGAAUACUACCACAUUACAUUCUUCCCAGAGUUAGCAACCUGGAACGUCAGGACAAUGAUGAGAGCAGGAAAACUGGAAAACCUCAAGAGGGAAAUGGACAAGUGCAAAGUGGACGUCGUGGGAUUGAGCGAGGUAAGAUGGCAGGGGCAAGGUAAAACCGAAUCGGACGGUUUUACAAUGUAUUACUCCGGAGGAGACAAAUCUGAAAGAGGAGUGGCAGUCAUGUGUGAAAAUGAAAGCGGAGCCGGUGGACGUGAUGGUGGUGCAGGUGUACAUGCCGACAUCGCGCCACGACGAGGCGGACGUAGAACAAAUCUACGAGCAGACGAGAUGCUGUCUCAGGAAGGAAAAGGAAAGGUCAACGUGGUGAUCAUGGGAGAUUUUAAUGCAGUAGUCGGAAAUGGAUCAGAGGAAGAGAUAGUCGGAAAAUACGGAUUGGGCAGAAGGAACGACAGAGGAAAUAUGCUGAUCGACUUUUGCCGCCAGAAACAAUCUGAUGAUCGCAAACACGUGGUUCAAAAAGCGGAAGACAAAGUUAUAUACUUGGAAAAGCCGGGAGACAGCGAACGACAUCAAAUUGACUACAUCAUCGUCAAGAAUAGAUUCAGAAAUAGCGUGAAAGACGUUAAGACCUAUCCAGGGGCCGAUGUAGACUCCGAUCAUAAUUUGCUGACGGCCGAUAUAGAGACAAAGCCGAAGAACAUCCGCAAAACGGGCAAAAAGAGACAGAGAUGGAAUCUGGAAAACAUGAGAAAUAAUAAAAUCGUAGUGAGGAAAGAAAUGGAGUCGAAGUUCAGUGUAAUAAAAGAUAGAGAAGAGGCAGUAGAAAAAGAUUGGAUGAGAUAA
This is a messenger RNA of Ctenocephalides felis (cat flea), 930 nucleotides long. RefSeq names its product craniofacial development protein 2-like. The transcript is spliced from 3 exons. The record is from RefSeq and is a predicted model, not a curated record. The coding region runs from base 1 to 930 and encodes 309 amino acids. Gene Ontology annotation, molecular function: catalytic activity. NCBI's taxonomy places the organism in Eukaryota, Metazoa, Arthropoda, Insecta, Siphonaptera, Pulicidae.